CUAUCGGCAAUAUUUAUAGUUAGGAAAACAGCUAAACAUCUGGAUGCAGUGCAGAUCUGUUGUCAGACUGUAGUGCGAUAUAAACAAUUUUAUUGCUUUUCAUCUGGAUUAGAAAGUCGGCUUGUGUUUGAUGAACUGAAAUUAUUCGGUAAAUUAAGAAAAUUAAAGAUGCAACAAAUUAACUUUGACAAGUAACGGCACGACUAGUCUUUUGAACACAUUGUUUAACAAUAAUGUUUUGAAGGGUGUUACCUUGUCAGUUCUGCAGUGUUGAAUGGGUAACCGUGGUAGUAGAUGCAAGGGUAGAGGACUAAGGUAUCGGUUUAUUCGACCGGAGGACGAACUCUUUGAUGACGAACAAAUACAGACGGAAGACUUUGAUGGAACCACGUCGGACUCUUACGAAAAGCUAAUAGGUUGGAUGAUCGAAAUGGCCGAAAAUGAUCAAGCCGACUUAAGUUCACUGGCAAUUGUUGAACAUUUGACUACUGUGUCCGCGGAAAAACAUAAACAUAGUACCACUCAGUUAGCACCAUCCAUCCGUUCGAUCCCGUCAAUACACCAGAAUUCAUAUGAGGUUCCAGUUCGCCAACAUUCUUUCGAUUCUAGUUGUAGUUCUUUAAACAGUAGAUCGUCCAGGUCUGGAGAAGUCUUAUUGAAUCCUAAAACAAGGUUCCGACGGGAGAUGCUCAGUCGGCAAAGUACAGUUGGUUUUUCCGACGACAGUGAAGUCCCACAUAAUCGGAUUGUAAGCGGCAGUUUUGACAGCGACACCGAUACGAACUUUCGGAGUCCGGAUACAAUUAUGAUAAACAAUAAUAUAGAAGAAACUUCUUUCACGAAUCGUUUAAGACAUCCCUUACGUAAACAUCAAGUUUGCACAACAUACCGUAAUUACAACACAAGUUUCGCAAACUUAUUGAAUAUAAGCUCUCGUAAAAGGAGCAAAAGUUUAAUGACAAUGAGAAAGAUGUUGUCAGAAACGAGAAAUGACGAAGAAAUAACCCCAACUGCUGAAGAAACAGUAGUUAAGGUAUUAGAUAAUGAAAUGUUAGAUGGAAAUAUGGCUGAUAUUUUAUAUUCCAUAGAAGCGCUAUGGCCAAAGGCUCCAAAAUAUCUUAACUGGGAACAAAAAGGGUAUAGUUUGAGUUGAAUGACGCAUUGCAUGACUUUGUUCAGCACUUGAGUAAAAUUCCAUUUUUUGAAAAAGCAGUUUUAUGUCAGAAAAUAUGACACAGACGCUUCUGUAUUUUUGAAUGUUUCAAAAAUUGAGAGUAAAUCUAGAAUUCAAAUUUUGAAGAAUAUGAUUAUAAUAUAAUUUGUUUGUUUCAUAAUAUAUUUUAUAAAAAAAGUAGUAGACGAUAAAUCCACUUUACUACCACACAAAUUCAUUUAAAUAUCGACCAAACACGAUUGGAUAUAUGAAUUAUUGACAAUGUAAUAAAGAUUCAUUGUUCAGUGGUAUUUCUAAGAAUGGCGCUAAGUCUUGUUUUAUAGAAACAGAAGCUGCAUAUUUAUUAAAUGCACAAUAAUUGUGCUACCAGGAAAUGUAUGGCACACUGAAAUAGGGUUAAUAUAACAAUACCAUGAUUUGCAAUGUCGUAUUCUUGCGCAUUGUGUAUCUAGCCUGGAAAAUUCUACUCGAGCUAAAUGCAUCAUUGCAGAUCAAGAUAUUGUUUUAAUGACCUUCUGCCAUAUACAUAGACAUCAUUCUAGUGUUAAACCAGGCAAAAAUAAGACUGAAAACUCGUUUGAAAUAGUGAACUUUUUGACGCAUGGAACGUCAAGACGCCAUCAUUGCGUCAUUGCUAAUGGAAUACUUUUCCGUAUCCGAUGGGAGCUGAAUACAAGUUUUUGUAUUCGGAAGUAAAAUACACGCUUGAUUUGAGACAGAAAAUUCAUAGGUAAAUAAUGAAAUAUUUGUUUACUGAGUUUUAUGAUUUGUCUGCUAUAUAACAGAUGUAUUUCAGAAAAAAAAGAAGAAUUUUCUAAUGUUGUGAUGUCUUUCUGUGACAUCUUAUAUUGACUGGUAUUAAAAAGUGCAUCAACGUCUUUUAAAAUACGCGUUAAUGACAUUUUUGUAGACGUAUUUUUAUUGAUUUUUAUGUUUUAUUGAAAGGUUUAGAAAUGUCUUUAGAAGACCUCUUUUUGGUUGCUUUUAGUGAUGUCUUUAUAACAAGGAGAAAUAAAACAUAUUUCAAACAGUUUCCUGUAUUUCAACGGUUAUAAUUAUUUGUUUCUCAUCGACAAUCCUUAAAUAUUUCACGUGACUAGCGAAUCAUAUAAUAUUUUAGUUUCUGAUGUAAAAUAAGUUAGCAAUAAAUCCUCUUGAUGUUGCAAAAAGGUUAUUAUAUGAGAAAAAUCGUUAUAAUGCAAAGAAAUAAACUAAAC
This is a messenger RNA of Mercenaria mercenaria, 2391 nucleotides long. RefSeq lists its product as uncharacterized. The coding region runs from base 275 to 1153 and encodes 292 amino acids. The transcript is spliced from 2 exons. The record is from RefSeq and is a predicted model, not a curated record. Lineage: Eukaryota; Metazoa; Mollusca; Bivalvia; Venerida; Veneridae.